Messenger RNA from Nomascus leucogenys (northern white-cheeked gibbon), 1821 nucleotides. RefSeq names its product eukaryotic translation initiation factor 3 subunit J (gene EIF3J). NCBI's taxonomy places the organism in Eukaryota, Metazoa, Chordata, Mammalia, Primates, Hylobatidae. The record is from RefSeq and is a predicted model, not a curated record. Gene Ontology annotation, cellular component: cytoplasm; eukaryotic translation initiation factor 3 complex. Gene Ontology annotation, molecular function: translation initiation factor activity.
ACAGUCAGCCACGGUCCCAUCCUGCUCCGCGCCGGCCAACGAGAGCAAAUCCAGUGACUCACCUCCGCCGUGCUAACUCCUCGUUAGCCCUCCCUCUCACACACACUCACACCCGGUUCGAGAUGGCGGCCGCGGCGGCGGCGGCGGCGGGGGACUCGGACUCCUGGGACGCCGACGCGUUCUCUGUGGAAGACCCAGUGCGGAAGGUGGGGGGCGGCGGCACUGCCGGCGGGGACCGCUGGGAAGGCGAGGACGAGGACGAGGACGUCAAGGAUAACUGGGAUGACGAUGAUGAUGAAAAAAAAGAGGAAGCAGAAGUAAAACCAGAGGUAAAAAUUUCAGAAAAGAAAAAAAUAGCAGAGAAGAUAAAAGAGAAAGAACGGCAACAGAAGAAAAGGCAAGAAGAAAUUAAAAAGAGGUUAGAAGAACCUGAAGAACCUAAAGUGCUAACACCAGAAGAACAAUUAGCGGAUAAACUGCGGCUAAAGAAAUUACAGGAAGAGUCAGACCUCGAAUUAGCAAAGGAAACUUUUGGUGUUAAUAAUACAGUUUAUGGAAUAGAUGCUAUGAACCCAUCUUCAAGAGAUGACUUUACGGAGUUUGGAAAGUUACUAAAAGAUAAAAUUACACAAUAUGAAAAGUCACUAUAUUAUGCCAGUUUUUUGGAAGUCUUAGUUCGAGAUGUGUGUAUUUCAUUGGAAAUUGAUGACUUGAAAAAAAUUACCAAUUCACUGACUGUGCUCUGCAGUGAAAAACAGAAGCAAGAAAAGCAAAGCAAAGCCAAAAAGAAGAAGAAAGGUGUGGUUCCUGGAGGGGGAUUAAAAGCCACCAUGAAAGAUGAUCUGGCAGAUUAUGGUGGUUAUGAUGGAGGAUAUGUACAAGACUAUGAAGACUUCAUGUGACAUUUUAUCUUUUCUUGGUGUCAUCUUUAUGUUGCCCACAAUCCCUUGAACAUGUAGCACAACUUCCUUUCCUUUCAGUUCUGCCAAAUGCUACAAUCAGAAGUGCAGUAUCUUUUGUGCUGGUUAUUUAACCCCUUGACACUUAGGUGCUAAUGUGCAAAUGAGGGAACUUGGAUCUUGCUGCCAAGGGGUUAAAAUUGGGAACCUAAGUUGCUACUAAAUCAUAGUUCAAAACCUAAUAAUGUUGUCAUUGUUGCUAUCCGAUUUCAUAGCAGCAGUCACUAAAUUGGAAACAAAAGGUUGCAACGUAACAAAAAAAAUUGUGUAGUAUUUACCAGCACCAUUCAGUAAUACAGCCUUAACCAUACCUCCUUGAACUACUUCAUAACUUGUCAAGAAAAGCAGUUUGCAGCAAGGGCAUGUGGUAUGCACCUAGUAUUAAAAUUGCUUUGUCUUAAAAUUGAACAUGAGGAUAUUAAAAGUACAUUGUGAAGAAGACUGCUUAUCUCAGUGAAGAUACUGCGGCUGAAAAGCACUAGUUUGAUAUAAAAUUAAAAUGACCAAAACCCUCCAACUUUGAAGCUAAAGAAGGUAAACCUUUCCAUUAUUGCAUUACAUGUUGUGGAAUCUCUUGAGUGCAAAGACUGUCUAGUUAUUUAUCAGGCUAUUUCUACUGAUGAAGUGCUUCAGGUGGGGGAGGGAAACUUAUUUUUAUUUGCCUGAUUUAAGUGUCUGAGAAACUUAGGCUGCAAUGGAACAACUUUACCAGGGUUUUGGCAUUUCCUUUCCUUUAUAAAACAUGCUCAGCAAACUGCACCAGUUAACUACAGUUUGGUAAAUUGUUAUGUUAACAAUUAUGACAUCUGCAAUGUUUUAUAAAGCAACUAAUUUAAUAAAAUCACUAUUGUGAGGACUUAAA